CAAACUUUCGAUCCCCACUGUCUGCAGUCUCUGGUAAUCUCCUUUACUGUCUGCAGUCUCUGUUCAACCUCUGCACUGUCUGCAGUCUCUGGUCAUCUGUACUAUGUCCACAGUCUCUGGUCAUUCCCUGUACUAUGUCCGCAGUCUCUGGUCAUUCCCUGUGCUAUGUCCGCAGUCUCUGGUCAUCUCCUGUACUGUGUCCGCAGUCUCUGGUCAUCUCCUGUACUAUGUCCGCAGUCUCUGGUCAUCCCCUGUACUGUGUCCGCAGUCUCUGGUCAUCCCCUGUACUAUGUCCUCAGUCUCUGGUCAUUUCCUGUACUAUGUCCGCAGUCUCUGGUCAUCCCCUGUACUAUGUCCGCAGUCUCCGGUCAUCCCCUGGACUAUGUCCGCAGUCUCUGGUCAUUCCUUGUACUGUGUCCGCAGUCUCUGGUCAUCCCCUGUACUGUGUCCGCAGUCUCUGGUCAUCCCCUGUACUGUGUCCGCAGUCUCUGGUCAUCUCCUGUAUUGUGUCCGCAGUCUCUGGUCAUCCCCUGUACUAUGUACGCAGUCUCUGGUCAUCCCCUGUACUAUGUCCGCAGUCUCUGGUCAUUCCCU
Messenger RNA from Staurois parvus, 594 nucleotides. NCBI's taxonomy places the organism in Eukaryota, Metazoa, Chordata, Amphibia, Anura, Ranidae. The record is from the annotation of a GenBank genome assembly.